GUCAAUUCUCCCACGUAAAAACAAAACCCAGAGAUCGUUCUUCAACGUCUCAAGAACACUCACGGGCACACACAUGUAUGUGAAUUUGUUUCUGCGGAUUUCUUCCAGUAGAUAUUGAGCAGGACAAAAGGUAUCGAUGAUGGAUAAUAAUAAGGCGAGAAUUAGUGGAGAGGAAGUGUUAACGAAGCUCAAGGACGACGGCGAUUUCGAUAAGCUACGUCUCAAGAUUAUUCGCACACUCAAAGAUGAUGCUGAACUGCGGGACAACAUUAUAUCAAUGGUGAAGCAAUCAGCUGUACUUAACCGUCCCGGUGCUGAAACCAUGAAGCCACGGCAACUUUCUGAUGCCAUACAUGAAGAAAUUGGGGACAAAGUCAUGAGCAAGAUUUCUGAUGGUGUCUGGCAGAUAAUUAGGUCUGGUAGUGAAAUGAAAGCUGAAAUAAUAGAAACUGUGCAAUCAGUCUACAACAAGUUAUUAGACCCCAAGGUGAAUGAAGAUGGUGAAUCACCACUGCAUUCUGACUUGUUACUACUACGCAAGAGACAUGAUGUUAAUGGAAGUGUUUCAGCCAGUGGAGUUGAUGUCAGAGAGCCUGAGGGGGAGCCAAAUGAACCACCGGGGUUCAGUCUACAUGGUCAAGGUUGGAACAACAAAAGCAGCUAUGAGAAUGAUCAACCUGGAAAGAGACUACGGAUGUCUAGGCCUUGUGAUGGUAAAGCAAGAGUGGAACCUAUAAAAGAGACCACUUCCUCGCCUGAUAGAUUGGAGCCUCAGAGUGUAUAUAACAAUGUGCAGCCUGGGUUUCAUGAAGUCAUUGAGCAGCAUUUAGAUGGUGAUACUGAUGAUGACCCAGAUGUACCUCCAGGAUUUGGUUGACGAGUCGUGAUGUAAUUCAACCUCUUAGUUUCUAAGGGAACCUUAUAUAACUCUGCAAGGCAUAGGUUUUCAAAUUUUUGUCCAUGACAAUGACGAUACACGUAGUUUUCUAGUGUAAGAAGUCUCAAAUUUAUUAACUCAAAAUUAUAUUGGUGUCAAAAUUUGUGACUUUGGAACUUUUCCACAAUGAGAAACUCGAAAUGAUGUUAAUCAAAGAUUAUUUUGGUUUUUCUCCUC
Messenger RNA from Coffea eugenioides, 1114 nucleotides. RefSeq lists its product as uncharacterized. Lineage: Eukaryota; Viridiplantae; Streptophyta; Magnoliopsida; Gentianales; Rubiaceae. Bases 137 to 877 code for a protein of 246 amino acids. The transcript is spliced from 3 exons. The record is from RefSeq and is a predicted model, not a curated record.